GACAAUUACGAUCUUACUACAGAUGCAGGAUGCGGUGCUCAGCACUCCACCUGCUGCGCUGUGUGCGCUCGCAGUUGGGUUGCAGGCGAGGAAGGAUCAGACGGCCCGUGUGCAUCAGGAGAAUAUGGGCUUACGUGAAACUACUGGUUCAAUCGCUUUGCUUCAAUUCCCUCACAGACUCUGAUGUAGUUUUUGACUCAGUUUUUGAACCAGUGUUUGUGACAGUGGAUUAUGUCACCCGCUGGUUUGGCUUGGUAUUUGUUUGUCUGGUGGUGAUACUGACCAGUUCCGUUGUGGUGAUAGCCUAUGUAGCGCUUCUGCCUCUCGCCUUGGCCACUUACCACCCGGCGUGGAUUGUUUGGCAUGUGUGUUAUGGAAACUGGAACCUCAUCAUGAUCGCUUUUCAUUACUACAAAGCUGCCAAGACUUCCCCUGGAUAUCCCCCUACAGAAAAAAACGACAGGCCAUUUGUGUCGGUCUGUAAAAAGUGCAUCACGCCCAAACCAGCAAGAACACACCACUGUGGUAUUUGUAACAGGUGCAUUCUAAAGAUGGACCAUCAUUGCCCCUGGCUGAAUAACUGCGUGGGUCAUUUUAAUCAUCGUUACUUCUUCUCUUUUUGCCUCUUCAUGACCUUGGGCUGUGUCUAUUGCAGCAUCAGUGGCAGAAACAUUUUCCUUGAUGCAUAUAACGCUCUCGAGCACUUUAAGCAUUUGGAUUCAGAAAAGCCAGGCAUUCCUGUAAAAGGGAUGGGACUUCUUAUUGGUCUUCUCCCAUCUGGGCAGCCCAACUUUCAGACACCUGCUCCUCCAUACACCUUUAAAGAAAAGAUGUUUCAUAAGAGUAUCAUCUAUAUGUGGGUGCUCACCAGCACAGUGGGAGUGGCACUGGGAGCGUUAACCAUUUGGCACGCGUUUCUCAUAUCCAGAGGGGAGACCAGCAUUGAAAAACACAUUAAUAGGAAGGAAACAAACCGAAUGAUGGCCAAAUGGGGGAAGGUUUACAAAAACCCUUUUAACCAUGGCAGGCUGAACAACUGGAAAAUCUUCUUAGGGGUGGAGAAAAGAAGUCACUGGGUGACACGUGUUCUCCUUCCCUCCGGACACCCCCCACAAGGUGAUGGUUUGACGUGGGACUUCUUUCUGGUUAAAAAUGAUUCAAUACCUGUAUGACAGGAGACAAACUUGUAGCCUGAUUGUGCGAUUAACCUGUUUUUUUAUCUGGUUUGGCUUAACGGAUUCUUGCUCGACGGCUCCAUAUUUCUGAAGA
Messenger RNA from Nematolebias whitei (Rio pearlfish), 1269 nucleotides. RefSeq names its product zinc finger DHHC-type palmitoyltransferase 16a (gene zdhhc16a). The record is from RefSeq and is a predicted model, not a curated record. The coding region runs from base 30 to 1172 and encodes 380 amino acids. Gene Ontology annotation, cellular component: Golgi apparatus. Gene Ontology annotation, molecular function: palmitoyltransferase activity. Gene Ontology annotation, biological process: protein palmitoylation. The transcript has 11 exons. Lineage: Eukaryota; Metazoa; Chordata; Actinopteri; Cyprinodontiformes; Rivulidae.